GCUGAAUCACUGUUCCUGCUGAGUUCUAACCAAGAGAAUAGAUUUAAUAUGCAUUUCAUCGUUUGUCUUCCUCUCGUUUUUGCUUUGGCAUUGGCAAAUCCGGUCAUGACAGACACGCUCUGUGCGGCCCAACCGGAACCAAUCGCCUACGCUACUCCUGACGUUUCCAAGUCUCAAGUUGAAAUUGAUUUCCCUACACCCAUUUCUGCAGCUUCCUUUGGAUCUCCAUCGUCUGCCUCGUUGACUAAGGACAAAACCAAGAUCGAAUAUGAUUUUCCUGCGCCAAUAUCAGCUCCACCUCCUGUUCCAGUAGCUACUCCUGCUCGCAUUUCCUAUGCGCCACCAUCUCGGGUCGAGGAACCCCAAAUCGAAUAUAAUUUUCCAGCUCCCAUUUCCGCCCCGUCUCCAAUUUCUUACGCCAUUCGCCAGCCCGGCCAGAUCGCAACUCCGGUUCCUGUCCAGCCUGUUGUUCCUCACACCUUUGAGACCCGCGUCCACUACGCCGAAACUCCCGUUGUCGUUGGCCAAACUGCUCACAUCAUGAAGCCCAACUUGGGUGCAGGUGCCCAUGUCACCAACUUUGAUUUUAUGGGACUCGCUCAGACCAAAACUGCUGGCCAGGAAUCUUACGCACAGACAUCGAAAGUGUUGGCCCCGGCUCGCAGCGUCUCCGAGAUUACUCCCCAGGUGGCCGUCCAGCACCCAACUAAAAUCAACGUGCAGAAGGUGGCUGUUGAGGUGCCUGUUGUCGCUCCCUACGCCCAGCCCGUCCCGGUUCCAGUAGCUCCUCAAUACGAAAUCCACCAAUACCAUCAAUCUCGGCCUUAUCCAGGUGCUUUUUCUCCUGUUCGUAUGGCCAAUAGUGAGCAGUUUGACCGUCGACGUAAGCAACAGAGUAGAAAAUUGACAACCAACUUAGAAGGGAGAAAGAUUAUUAAGAAGACUGGAACACCACUGUCGACGUCGUAUCGUUCCGCCCAUUUCCUCUCAGCCCCUGAAGCUCCACGCUACUUCCAUCGGCUGGUUCCUGGUAAUAUGUUCAAGAAUUUCUUCCAAUUAAGUGAGUCUACUGAAGAUCGGGACUCUAUCGAAACGUACGACGAUUAGUUUCUUGUUUUAAUAUUCCCUACUUGUGUAUCCAGCUUCCGUUUUAUUCAUCACUUAAUCCCAACAGCACAAGAGCUACUUGUUUCUAAUGUUACCCAGUGCCUAUUUUUGAUUUAACUCAACGGAUUUAUUACUGUAGGAAACGCGUAGAACAAG
This is a messenger RNA of Daphnia carinata, 1263 nucleotides long. RefSeq names its product calphotin-like. The transcript has 2 exons. NCBI's taxonomy places the organism in Eukaryota, Metazoa, Arthropoda, Branchiopoda, Diplostraca, Daphniidae. The record is from RefSeq and is a predicted model, not a curated record. The coding region runs from base 49 to 1107 and encodes 352 amino acids.